Cololabis saira (Pacific saury) is the source of this 2045-nucleotide messenger RNA. RefSeq names its product paralemmin 3 (gene palm3). The transcript is spliced from 8 exons. Gene Ontology annotation, cellular component: membrane. NCBI's taxonomy places the organism in Eukaryota, Metazoa, Chordata, Actinopteri, Beloniformes, Belonidae. The record is from RefSeq and is a predicted model, not a curated record. The coding region runs from base 45 to 1454 and encodes 469 amino acids. Gene Ontology annotation, biological process: regulation of cell shape.
UUUGGCGAUGCGUCGACGACAAAAUAUGACGUCAAAUACAAAAUAUGACGUUGACGUCAUCAACGCUUCGCUACAGGCCUACUGAGGAUGCAUUUGAAGCUCCAUUUGAUCCCGCUCUGCUGUUCCGUGUGGCGGCUGCCGGGAUGGAUGAGGCAGACAAGUACCAGCAGCGGCUGCAGGCCAUCGCCGAGAAGCGUCGGCUGCAGGAAGAGGAGGAUAAAGCCAGAAGAGAAAGGGAGGAUGAGAGGAUUAGACAACAGCAGCUCAAGAGGAAGUCUCUGAGAGACCAGUGGCUGAUGGAAGGCGCCCCCCUGUCCCCGAGCUCCCUGAGCGCCCAGAGCCCCCGCUCUCCUCCGCGGGGGUCCCCAUCGCCAGACAUGGACGGGUUGGAGAAUUGGCAGCUGGCGGUGGAGCAUCACGAGCUGCAAAUGGGAAACGGCCAAACGGAAGCUGUAAAGGUGGCAGAUGCUGAACCAGAAAGGAUCCACGUCGUGCAGAACGGAGACGGAGGCGCAGCAGCGUUAGAAACAUCUACUCCAGGUUCCCCCACCUUCGCUGGGGGAGAGUUGAGCCCGAGCAGUCGAUGCAGCUCCUCGGAGGAGAGGGAGUCGGUCAGAAACGGAGCCGCCGGAGAAGCUGCAGCCGCCGGAGAAGCUGGAGCCGCCGGAGCUGCAGAGAGUUUUCUGAGGAUCAAGCUGGAACCAGAGACGGCUGAGUCGAGCCAGGUUUCAUAUGUCAGCAUUUAUGAGGAGGAAGAGGAGGAGGAAGAGGAGGAAGACGAAGGCAUUCUGGUGACCAGGGCAGAAGUUGUGUACAUCUCGGACGAAUGUGACGAUGUUCCCGAGGAGCUCAGGUCUCAGGAGCUCACGGGACCAGAGGAAUCCCCUCCGAUGAUUAGUGAAGCAGGAGAGGACACGACGAUCGAGACGGCUCCAGAAACCAAGCCCUCCUCACAAGAUGAAGAUGGAGACGAAGACGACGACGGCACGGAGUCAAGCAGCUCUGAAGAUGAAGAGAUAGAAACCGAGAGCUCGGAUGAAAAGCUGCAGCUGCUGCUACAGUCACCGGCCGACGCUGCAGAGGGCGCUGCAGAGCUGCCGCCGCCUCCGUGCUCCAGUCCCGGGACGGAGACGGAUCCAGAUCCAGAGCCUGAGGCUCGGGGAGAAGCUGAAGCGGAGGCCGAGGCCGAGGUGGAGGCCGAGGCCGAAGCCGAGGGGGAAGCCGAAGCCGAGGCCGAAGCCGCCGCCGAGGCCGAGGCGGCUUCAGCGUCCAAACCUCAAAGUCCCGCCUCGCCGUCUGCUCAGUUCCAGGAGAUCCCCCUCACCGAGCCCCUUCUGUCAAAAGCCAAAGCCUGCGACGCCGAAGCAGCGAAGCCCCGAGCAGAAGCAGAGGAGAGUUUCCCCAGAGCAGAGACACCCAAAAGCAAAUCCUGCCGCUGCUGCUCCGUCAUGUAAAACAGCUUUACAGCUCUUCGCUCGCUCUGCACCUCAAUUCACAACUCAUUCCCUCCAACAUCUUUCUGUUUUAUCAAUUCUAUUGUUUAUUUUAUUGACUCCGUUUUAUCCAAAGCUGCAAAACCUUUUUAUCCUGAAUGUCGCUGCAGCCAGAAGUAAAGUGGAACACGGAAAGGGCUCGUGUUUUACUGAACUUUGAGCUUUUAAGUGCCUCGAUUUGAGCUCGCCGUCUGGGACUGCACUGUUUUUGAUAAUAACCUUCCUCUGAAGUGGACUGAAGCGUGGAGGGUUUUUACUGAGCGUGAUGUUUUCUGGAGCCAACUCGUCCACACAAAAGCCCCUCAAUUUAAAUUAAAAUGUAAACUAAAUACAUGCUGUUUUUAAACUGUUGUAUCCACAUGUGAAGCUCGGUGAUGCAGCACCGCUUUAAUUUCAUAAAAGCUGAGUUACGUUGUUGAUUUUUUGGGAUUUUAUGAGAAAUACUAAUCAAUCCGAGCGCAGUUUGUGACCUGAAGGUUUUCUUUGCUCUGUGACACUGUUUUAUACGACAGAGUAUUAGGGCCAAACUAAGACAAAAAAAAGAUUGGAAAU